CCUUAGCACACCCACGCACUGCUCUGCGAACACCUUUGCCAGUAACCAGACAAUAAUUGGUAAAUUUUUGCGCUCGUUGUAAGUUGGUAAGAUCACAGAAUACUUGUGCGUGUCGGCGGUGUUGUGUUGGCCCUGCAUGUUUAGCGAAACCUGACUUGCAAAUGGAUUCAUGAACAGGAGUUUCCCUGUCGGCUUCCACUACACUCACACGCGUCUUGGCGAUGUCCACUUCGGCCAACCCGUCUGCCUUGAGUUCACCGGCAAUCACAGCUGUGAGGGCAUUGCUCAACCAGACUCUGCGCGUUGUCACCAACGAUAAUCGUGUCUUUCUUGGUACCUUCGUGGGCACGGACCAGCUGCUCAAUCUCUUACUCGUGAACUCAGAGGAGUUCUUGCUUGGCCCUCGCCUCAGUACCGGCGGCCGAUACGUCGGGCAAAUCGUGAUUCCUUGGAGAAUGGUUAGACAAGUUGGAGUUUUAAAAGAGUGUCGUAGGAACGAAUGCAACGGGGAUGGAAACUUGUACAUGUAGCCAUUAGUCUGCAAGUAUAUCAUGCGCCUCCUCCUUCCAAAUAUUCACUGGUAUCCAAAGGUAUCUGACCAGUAGCUCCUCCUC
Molecule: messenger RNA, 614 nt
Organism: Pisolithus orientalis
Lineage: Eukaryota; Fungi; Basidiomycota; Agaricomycetes; Boletales; Pisolithaceae
Exons: 1
Coding region: 222-530 (102 amino acids)
Cellular component (GO): NatC complex
Source: RefSeq, a predicted model, not a curated record